Molecule: messenger RNA, 784 nt
Organism: Castor canadensis (American beaver)
Lineage: Eukaryota; Metazoa; Chordata; Mammalia; Rodentia; Castoridae
Source: RefSeq, a predicted model, not a curated record
CUGCACCUGCACCUGCACCUGCGCUUUUGUCCCUCCGGUGCGGACCUUGACUCCAAGGGAGACAGGUGACGUUCGAUCGGCUCGUCAUGGCCUACCCGGGAUACGGAGGAGGGUUUGGAGAUUUUAGUGUUCAGAUACCAGGAAUGCAGAUUCAGAUGGGCCAAUCAGUGCCAGGAACAGGUCCAAAUAUGCUCCCUGGUGGUUAUCCUGGGUACCCAGCAUAUUCGGACAGUUAUUCUCCAGCUGAUGAUUCCAUGUGGACUUACUUCACUGCUGUGGCUGGACAGGAUGGUGAAGUGGAUGCUGAAGAACUUCAGAGAUGUUUGACACAGUCUGGGAUUAGUGGAACUUACUCUCCAUUCAGUUUGGAAACCUGCAGAAUUAUGAUUGCCAUGUUGGAUAGAGAUUACACAGGAAAAAUGGGGUUUAAUGAAUUCAAGGAUCUUUGGGCAGCUCUUGAUGCCUGGAAGCAGAACUUCAUGACUUUUGAUCAAGACCAAAGUGGCACAGUAGAACAUCAUGAAUUGAGUCAAGCCAUUGCUGUUAUGGGUAAGAAUAUUAAAAUUUUUUAGAGUCUGUUCAGCUCAUCUUUGUUCUUCGAUUGGAUGAAUCUUAAUUGCCUCAGUUUACUAAAUAAAAGAAUAUAUUUUUCAUCAGUAGUUCAAGGUUUAGGUAAAUUCUGACUAGAGACUUUAAUAAAAUAUUAUUAUUAUUACAAUGGUGUAGAUCCAACCCGUGGCCUUGCACAUGCUAAGCAAGUUGCUUUACCAUUGAUCCACAUACC